Bipolaris maydis ATCC 48331 is the source of this 252-nucleotide messenger RNA. The record is from RefSeq and is a predicted model, not a curated record. NCBI's taxonomy places the organism in Eukaryota, Fungi, Ascomycota, Dothideomycetes, Pleosporales, Pleosporaceae.
AUGAAUAAUGGGACAUCGCCAUUGCAAUUGCACCACCACCGCCAACGCCGUCCCACUAAAAAUACGGGCCUGACGUCUGCACUGCGACUGCCGCCCCGUAACCAGCCCGCUAUUGUUGUUGUUGUUGUUAUUGUUAUUGUCUUCUUACUUCUUCGCGCAUGCGCCUGCGUCUGCAUGUUCAUUGGCUACGCCUCGACACUCAGUCCCAACUCCGCUCUUCUGGCUCACCCUCCGCACGCCGACUCUUUCUAA